UAUAUACUGAAUGCUAAUUAUUUAAUGAAGGAAGGAAAUUACUUAUAAGAAACACCUAUAAUUUAGAGAUGAAAUUAACAAAAAGAUGUAAUUCUAAGAAAGAGUGUGGGAUUUGUGAUUGAGAAUAUUUUGAGUGAGGAUGUUGGAUUUGGGAAGAAUUAGGGAGAAUGGGUAAAAAUUUCUAAAAUAAAAUAGCAUGGGAAUUUAAAAUUGUGUAUGAACAUCAAUAUUUGGUAUAAUAAAUAAUGAUUUUGAAUUUUACUGAGGUUAAAAUGGGAGAGCAGGAGCAUGAAGGGAGACUUAUUUCAAGAAGUAAUAAUCAAUAGACUGGAUUGGUAGAGAUACUAUAUGGGGAUAGUGUAUUGAUGAGUGUUGGAUUAUUUAAUGAUUAAUAAAAUUUUUGUCGGAUUUAAUUGUAUAAAUAUAUCGAUAAGCUUUCUAUAGUGAGAAUGAUGUUCAAAUUAGGGGGGUUAAGUAAUAUUGACUUUAUUAAUGAGAAAAUCUUGUUUGUUUCGCACUAUAUAUUCUCGAUUAAAUGAUUCAAGUUAACUAAAUUUUAAACAAAAAUAAAGCAUGCAAUCCAAUUCCUUUUCAUACAGUACUUGCCCUUACUAAUUUCAAUCAAGUAUCGCAAUUACAACCACUAGAUAGAUUUCAUAAUGAAUCCACAAAUGUAUUACUCUAACUACAACCCUUACUACUCUUAAGUCUAACCCUAUAUGGUAAUGACAUAAUGUAAUUUAUGUUUAGGCACCUUAACCGUAUCUAAUGAAUGAAUCUUACCAUCCAAACUAUUAUUAGCAAUCAAAUUGUAUCAAUUGGAGUACAGAACAAACAGAGAUGAAAUUGCCAAAAUUUACAAUCACUCCUUACAUCAAAUAGGAAGACAAUCUCAUUAAAUAAAUUGAUAUCCAUCCUUAAAAUCUCUCUGAGAAGAAGAAUCAAGAGGAUAAUUCAGAUAAACUCUUAUAGAAAGUAGAGACAGUGCGACAGGUUAAAAAAUCCAAUAGUUAGAUUAUCCAAAACCGAAGAGGUUAUUUCAUAUUCUAAUUUUAGGACAUUGGACAAAUGAAGAGCAUUACAAAUAUUUAAAAUUUGUUCGAUAACAUAAAGAAUUGUUCCAAACAAGUGUCUAAAAAAAAUUAAACAGAGUCUUCAAAAUGAUGUCAAUCGAAAUACCAACCAGAACUGCUUGUUAGUGUCGAUCUCAUUAUUCGAAAUUCAACCCAUUAGAUCACAUUGUAAAAAUUCUUUAAUUAUAUUUAGGGGAAAGUAAGACGAAAAUUGGUAAAUGAUGAAUCUGUUUAUGAGCGCAUGUUCAACAAUACUUCUUAAAAUGACUGAGAUUGUUUCAUUCAUAUAUUAUGUCGAUAUUAUUAAAAUUCAGUC
Molecule: messenger RNA, 1389 nt
Organism: Paramecium sonneborni
Lineage: Eukaryota; Ciliophora; Oligohymenophorea; Peniculida; Parameciidae
Source: the annotation of a GenBank genome assembly